This is a messenger RNA of Raphanus sativus (radish), 505 nucleotides long. RefSeq lists its product as uncharacterized. The transcript has a single exon. Lineage: Eukaryota; Viridiplantae; Streptophyta; Magnoliopsida; Brassicales; Brassicaceae. The coding region runs from base 108 to 296 and encodes 62 amino acids. The record is from RefSeq and is a predicted model, not a curated record.
GAGUUCUCUUUCUCACAAGUCAUUUAACAAUUUGCAGCUCCCAAAAUACAAUACAAGAAACUUCAAGAUCAUUCUUCUCCGGCCAAUACUCAAGUCUCAUAUCGAUCAUGAUCCCCGUGGUAAUCGUUUCUAAGCUACUGGUGGAGUACACGACGGGUCUCGCUAAACUCAUAGCUGUGAUUCUUCCGAGGCGGCAAGGGGACGGCAACUUCGUACGGAUUGGCAAUUUAUCCGUGUAUUGUCCUCCUACAUCGUCGCCUGUUCCAGACUACUCUUCGCAUCUAGUGAACUUCUGAUUAGCGACUUUUCUGGGAGAAAAAAAAAAAAGAAAACUUCUGAUCAUCGACAUCGAUGUUUUUUUCCUUCUAAUUUUUUUAAUCAAGUAAAUGAAUGACAGCUGACGAUUCUUUUCGCCAUUUUGGAUACUGAGCAGGCUAGAGAUCUGUCAACAUUUAUUGUAUUGAAUUAUAUAAUAGAGAUUAUGAUAAUGACAGCAUUUCCUUAA